AAUUUUGUAGGUGCAUUUUAGAGUGUUUCAAUUAAUAUGAUCAGAAAGCACGCCUUUUGCAUGCGCGGUAACAGAUCCCUGCAAGCAAUUGAUCCCGAAGUCACGCAACUGACACUCACACAUAUGGUGAAUUCUUCUUGCGUGUUUAUAAUUCCAUACGUAAUGCGAGUCAUGAGAAAACUUCAUUGUUUUCUCCUGCAGUAUUAGCUGCAAUGACCAGUUUAUUUUUCUUUUUGCUUGGUUCUCUAGACCUGAUAUUCUCUACUGCCCAAGCAACUGUGAAGCUACCAAAAAAUGUUACAAUUCCUGCUGUUUUUAUGUUCGGGGAUUCAAUCGUUGAUACAGGCAACAACAACAACCUUGUAACAAUUAUUAAAAGCAAUUUUCCCCCGUAUGGAAGAGAUUUUAUGGGAGGAGUGGCUACCGGAAGAUUUGGCAAUGGCAAGGUGCCCUCAGACAUCGUUGUGGAGGAACUGGGAAUCAAAAAACUUUUGCCGGCGUAUCUUGAUCCGAAUCUCCAAGAGAAGGACUUUGCCACCGGAGUAAACUUUGCUUCAGGCGCUUCAGGAUUCGAUCCAUUAACAUCUGAGAUGAUGUCUGUUAUACCGCUAUCGGAACAAUUGCUACUGCUGAAAGAAUACAAAGAGAAGCUGAAAAAUUAUGUUGGAGGAAAGAGAGCAAAGAGCAUUGUAAGCAAGAGCCUACACUUUGUGGUAACAGGCAGUGACGACCUAGUGAAUACCUACUUUCAUACACCCGCACGCUCCUUGCAAUACAAUAUAGAUGCCUACAUUGAUUUUAUGGUGGCCGAGGCUUCAGCCUUCGUGCGGGAAUUAUAUGCAUUGGGAGCACGGAGGAUUGUCAUUUCUGGGCUACCACCGGUUGGAUGUUUGCCAUCAAUGAGAACUGUAGACGGAGGUUCAGAAAGAAAUUGUGUUGCGAGAUACAAUCAAGCAGCAGAGUUGUUCAACUCCAAGCUAUCCGUGGAGGUGGACCGCCUUAACAAGCAGCUAUUCCAUGCCAAACUGGUCGUUUUGAUGGAUGUCUACGGUCCAUUCAUGGAUAUCAUCCUCAAGCCACAAAAAUAUGGAUUUAAAGUUGAAGACAAAGGUUGUUGUGGAACAGGAAGAAUAGAGGUUGUCAGAUUGUGCAAUCGAUUGUCUCCAAACACAUGCAACAAUACCAGAGAGUACGUUUUCUGGGACAGUUAUCAUCCAACUGAAAGAGUAUACAAGUUAUUUGUCCCAAAGUUACUCCAAAAGUGCAUUAACGACUUAUUCAGCCAAAGAUAAAGGGGUU
Molecule: messenger RNA, 1299 nt
Organism: Pyrus x bretschneideri (Chinese white pear)
Lineage: Eukaryota; Viridiplantae; Streptophyta; Magnoliopsida; Rosales; Rosaceae
Product: GDSL esterase/lipase EXL1-like
Exons: 5
Coding region: 213-1292 (359 amino acids)
Biological process (GO): lipid metabolic process
Cellular component (GO): extracellular region
Molecular function (GO): lipase activity
Source: RefSeq, a predicted model, not a curated record